Messenger RNA from Plasmodium adleri (nom. inval.), 951 nucleotides. Its product is annotated as dehydrodolichyl diphosphate synthetase, putative. Gene Ontology annotation, biological process: polyprenol biosynthetic process. Gene Ontology annotation, cellular component: endoplasmic reticulum. NCBI's taxonomy places the organism in Eukaryota, Apicomplexa, Aconoidasida, Haemosporida, Plasmodiidae. The record is from RefSeq and is a predicted model, not a curated record. Bases 1 to 951 code for a protein of 316 amino acids. The transcript is spliced from 8 exons.
AUGGCCCUGAAUAUAAUAGAAAGAUUGGUAACAUAUGUAUUAAGGGAUAGAAUAAAUAUUAAACAUAUAUCCAUAAUUAUGGAUGGUAAUAGAAGAUUCGCCAAAGAAAAGGGUUUACAGACUGCUUUAGGACAUUUUAUGGGAUCUAAAACAUUAAUACAUAUAAUAGAAAUAUGUAUUAAGUUAAAUAUAAAAAUUUUAUCCGUCUUUUCAUUUUCUCUACUUAAUUAUAAUAGAAGUCCUGAAGAAAUUCAUUUUUUAUUUUAUUUAAAUUUACUUGUACUUAUUAAUGAGGAUUUCUUUUUUAAAUUUAUUAAAGACAAUAAAAUAAAGAUCAGAAUUAUUGGAAACCUAUCUUAUGUCAAUGAUUCUUACAGGAAAAUUAUUUAUGACAUAGAAGAAAAAACUAAAAAUUUUAACAAUAUAAGAUUAAAUAUAUUCUUUUCAUAUACAAGUAGAAAUGAAAUGAGUCUUUGUUCUUUUAAUCCAAGUUUAUACAGCGACACCUACAAAAAUUUAUUAAAAGAAAAUAAUAUUUUCUCUGGUACGAAUAUUUUGACUGAUCCGAUUAAAGAAGGUUAUUUUGAUAUUCCCAAACAAGAAGAACUAAAAACUACAGACCAUGAAAAUAAAAAUGAAUUAAAAUUUGAUACAAAAUGUCUUUGCAGGGAAAAUGUAAAAUUCAAUGAAGAGCAAUUAGAAAUUGUUAAUUAUCAUAAUAAAUUACUUACAAGUGAUUUGCCUCCCCCUAAUAUUUUAAUAAGAACAUCAGGUGAACAAAGACUAUCCGAUUUUAUGUUAUAUCAGAUAUCAGAAUUUACCGAAAUUUAUUUUAUUAAUGAAUAUUGGCCAAUAUUUAAUUUUUUACAAUUUAUUUAUAUAAUAUUACAUUAUACCCUUUUUCAAACAACAAAGUGGAUAUUUUCUUACUCCAAUCCUUGUCCACACUAA